This is a messenger RNA of Zingiber officinale, 1122 nucleotides long. RefSeq names its product 4,5-DOPA dioxygenase extradiol. The transcript is spliced from 3 exons. Lineage: Eukaryota; Viridiplantae; Streptophyta; Magnoliopsida; Zingiberales; Zingiberaceae. The record is from RefSeq and is a predicted model, not a curated record. Bases 73 to 864 code for a protein of 263 amino acids. Gene Ontology annotation, molecular function: zinc ion binding; ferrous iron binding; oxidoreductase activity, acting on single donors with incorporation of molecular oxygen.
UUUAACGUUGACUGGCAACCGGCGGAUCACCGUCUUGUUGAUCGUUGAAUUGGGGAGGUUGAGGGAGGGGGAAUGGAUACCUUCUUCUUGUCUCACGGAUCGCCCACGCUCUCCAUCGACGACAGCUUACCGGCGAGGCAUUUCUUUCUGUCGUGGCAGUCCAAGGUGCUGCCGGCGGUGCCCAGCGCCAUCCUCAUCGUCUCCGGGCACUGGGAGACAUCUUCCCCCACCGUUAACGUCAUCGAUGGGCUGAACGACACCAUCUACGACUUCUACAACUUCCCCAAACGGAUGUACGAGCUAAAGUACCCUGCACCAGGUGCUCCCGACCUGGCAAAGAGAGUGAAGGAGCUGCUUCAGAAUGCUGGUUUUGGUGGUGUGAAGGAAGACAAUUCCCGCGGACUCGACCAUGGUGCAUGGGUUCCACUGAUGCUGAUGUAUCCCAAUGCAGACAUUCCUGUGUGUCAACUUUCAGUUCAGACAGAAAUGGAUGCCACAUACCACUAUAACAUGGGGAAGGCAUUGGCUCCUCUGAGGGAUGAAGGUGUGCUUAUAGUUGGCUCUGGGAAUGCUACUCACAACUUGAGAAACAUCAGUAGGGGGCAUGGCCCUGUCGCAAAAUGGGCCUUGGAGUUUGAUACCUGGCUCGAGGAGGCGCUUCUUGACGGGAGAUAUGAUGAGGUGAACAAGUACAUGGAGAAGGCACCUAAUGCUAGAAUGGCACAUCCAUGGCCGGACCACUUUUAUCCAUUGCAUGUGGCACUAGGAGCUGCAGGGGAAAGAGCAAAGGCUGAAUUGAUUCAUCGUAGCUGGACAAAUUCUACUAUUUCAUAUGCCUCAUACAGGUUUAUUGCUUCAAAGUGAUCUGCAACAUUUAUAUUCAAUAAUGCAUAUAUGGCCCAUAAUGCAUCUUACACCCAUGUCAUGUUUCAGUUGUUGUAUGUUCUAGUUGCAAGUAGAUCUACUAUGUUCAGUUUACCCUCUGUGUGUUUUGUAUCUGUUGUUGGCUUCAGGUGUUGUAAUUUGUCUCUAAACAGUCAGUUGCUUAAAGUGUGUGAUUAUAAUGGUUCGUGGUAAGAUUCACUCUCAGAUCAUCUUUAAUAUAUGAAGAUUUAUCUUAAA